GCUAACCAGAGAUAACUCUCCAUAAUUUAUAGAAUAGGGUUGUACUACUGCGCUAUUGUGCUAAGUUACUGUAAGGAAAUAGUGGCGUAGAUGAGAGAUUAUGGUGAUAUCAUCCUCGUUCGUACUAUUGAUGGAAACUGUUCCAGACAUCACUGCCACCCUACCCUGUAAUUCCGACUCCUGCAGUGCUUCUCCUAUGAGGAUGUUUUUGACAUAUACCCAAGGUUGCCACUUAAACGACCAAACACAAGGGAACCGCAUUCGCACCAAACAUAUCAAGAUGUCUUUAUCAACCACCAUGCCCAUCACAAGCAUGUCCUAACCGAAAAUAUAUGCGCUGAUACUAUCGGGUGAG
Messenger RNA from Eremomyces bilateralis CBS 781.70, 355 nucleotides. RefSeq lists its product as uncharacterized. The record is from RefSeq and is a predicted model, not a curated record. NCBI's taxonomy places the organism in Eukaryota, Fungi, Ascomycota, Dothideomycetes, Eremomycetales, Eremomycetaceae. The coding region runs from base 131 to 322 and encodes 63 amino acids. The transcript has a single exon.